AUGGUACAUCACGAAGUUACAAUUAUUGGUUCAGGACCAGCUGCUCAUACCGCAGCUAUCUAUUUAUCAAGAGCUGAAAUUAAGCCAACUUUAUACGAAGGUAUGUUAGCUAAUGGAUUCGCUGCUGGUGGUCAAUUAACUACUACUACUGAUAUUGAAAAUUUCCCAGGUUUCCCAGAAGGUAUUAAUGGUACUGAAUUAAUGGACAGAAUGAGAGCUCAAAGUACUAGAUUCGGUACUGAAAUCAUUACUGAAACCAUUUCUAAAGUUGAUUUUUCUAAAAAACCAUUCAAAUUAUGGACUGAAUUCAAUGAAGAUUCUGAUCCUGUUACUACUGAUGCUGUUAUUAUUGCUACUGGUGCUUCAGCUAAAAGAAUGCAUUUACCAGGUGAAGAUACUUAUUGGCAACAAGGUAUUUCAGCUUGUGCUGUUUGUGAUGGUGCCGUACCAAUUUUCAGAAAUAAACCAUUAGCUGUUGUUGGUGGUGGUGAUUCAGCUUGUGAAGAAGCUUUAUUUUUAACUAAAUAUGGUUCUAAAGUUUAUCUUUUAGUUAGAAGAGAUGAAUUAAGAGCUUCAACUAUUAUGCAAAAAAGAGUCAAAAAUAAUGAUAAAUUAGAAAUCUUAUGGAAUACUGAAGCUAAAGAAGCUUGUGGUGACGGUAAAUUAUUACAAAGUUUAAAGAUCUUCAACAAUAAAACUAAAGAAGAUUCAGAAUUACCAGUAAAUGGUUUAUUCUACGCUAUUGGUCACAUUCCUGCCACUGCUAUCUUUGAUAAACAAAUCGAAACUGAUGACACUGGUUACAUAAAGACUAAACCAGGUACUACUUUAACUUCCGUUCCAGGUGUUUUCGCUGCUGGUGAUGUACAAGAUAAAAUUUAUAGACAAGCUAUUACUUCUGCCGGUACUGGUUGUCAAGCUGCUUUAGAUUGUGAAGCUUAUUUAGCUGAUCAAGAAUAG
Molecule: messenger RNA, 960 nt
Organism: Yamadazyma jaroonii
Lineage: Eukaryota; Fungi; Ascomycota; Pichiomycetes; Serinales; Debaryomycetaceae
Source: the annotation of a GenBank genome assembly